Monodelphis domestica (gray short-tailed opossum) is the source of this 3937-nucleotide messenger RNA. It is a transcript of the gene FUT8, whose product is annotated as fucosyltransferase 8. Gene Ontology annotation, biological process: protein N-linked glycosylation. Gene Ontology annotation, molecular function: glycoprotein 6-alpha-L-fucosyltransferase activity; protein binding. Gene Ontology annotation, cellular component: Golgi cisterna membrane. NCBI's taxonomy places the organism in Eukaryota, Metazoa, Chordata, Mammalia, Didelphimorphia, Didelphidae. The record is from RefSeq and is a predicted model, not a curated record.
CUCCUCCCCGAGUCGGGAGUAGCAUCCUCCUCCACGCCACCACCCCUCCCACUCCCACUCCCCCUUCCCGGGGCAGCUACGGCCGGAGGCGGCGGUGGCUGGAGGCGAGCCACCGGAGCCCUCCACCCCUCCCUCCACGGAACAUGGGCAGAUCUGGAAUGAAAGCAGCAUAAGAAUUCCAAGUCUUCACUAUGAAUUGACCUACAGUCACGCGGCGAGAGUCGAAUAGUGAGCCAUCCAGUCGGUAUUUGAUGUAGACGCCCAGGUCUAGAUCCAUCACAGCAUGUCGUAAUACUUGGGUGAAAAAUAGGUUGAAUAGUACUGGAGCGAGGACACAGCCUUGUUUCACGCCAUUGGAGAUGUUGAAGCGAUCAGAAGUCUCGACAUGAAAGAGCUGGAUCAGUUUUACGAAUUUUGCUGGGCAACCGAGCUUGCUGAGGAUCACCCACAAUGCAUCCCUAUUCACUGUGUCAAACGCCUUUGUCAGGUCUAUGAAGACAAUGUAGAGACUCAGGUUCUGCUCAAGGCACUUUUCCUGCAUUUGCCUCACCAUGAAGACCAUGUCGACGGUGCUGCGAUCUGGUCGGAAGCCACAUUGUGAUUCAGAUCACUGCUUUGGCCAAGUCUAAAGAGGCCCUUCAUGGUUUUCAUGGUUUCUGCUUCUGAGAAAAAUAAUGAAGUUUUUCAUCAUCCCUGCUAAUUAAAUGAACAAAUCUGGCUACUUGUAUUUGGACUUGAAUUAAGAGAAGGAAGGCAUUUAAAAAGAAGAAACAGUCUUGCUGGAGACCACACAAAGCUUGUACUUAAUCUCAUUGUCAUGGUGGGUGUGGGUUUUUCAUCACUUCUUGAAAGCUUUGGCAUGAACUAUUUCAAAGCUACUUCAGUGCAUUAACCCUGUUUUUCUCAAAAGGAGAUCUUUGUACUUUUCAGUGCCCUUAAAUAAUCUGAGAGAAUAAUAUCUGAGAUAUCUUCGACACUGGGAAUAAUUAUGGUGUUGGUAAGAUCGAAAAGUACAUAGAGGGCUGAUCUGGGAGUUAGGAAAACCUGAGUCCAAAUUCAUUCACAAGGCAUUGGGCCACUUCAGUGCUCUCAUCCUCAGUUUCCUCAUCUAUCAAAUGUUGUUAAUUUCAGUGAUUCAGAAACACAUUCUUAUGAAAAUAUCUUCCAUUGUGGCAACAUCUUACUAAGGAAAAGAGGAAUGUAAAAUCCAAGGACUUGAAACAAAGCUUUCUACUCACAACACCAGAAGGACUUCUGAAAGAAAUUGCCCUAGGACUCCCAACAGAUUCUAAUUUGUUCAAAGCAUCAUGUGUUGAAAUUAAAAAAAAAAAUUUUUUUAAGACAACCAACCUACCUUUGUGCUGUUAUCCAAGCCACCAUGUUUGUAGCUCAUUGAGCUCUAGACUCAGAGAGAGAGUCGAGAACCUGAAAAUGAGGCCAUGGACUGGCUCCUGGCGUUGGAUUAUGCUCAUUCUCUUUGCUUGGGGGACAUUGUUGUUUUAUAUAGGUGGACACUUGGUACGGGACAAUGAUCAUCCUGAUCACUCUAGCCGAGAACUUUCCAAGAUACUGGCAAAGCUUGAACGCUUAAAACAACAGAAUGAAGACUUGAGGCGGAUGGCAGAGUCUCUCAGGAUACCAGAAGGUCCCAUGGACCAGGGACCAGCUACAGGAAGGGUACGUGCUUUAGAAGAACAGCUUUUAAAAGCCAAAGAACAGAUAGAAAAUUACAAGAAGCAAACCAGAGAUGCAGGUCUAGGGAAGGAUCAUGAAAUACUGAGGAGGAGGAUUGAAAAUGGAGCUAAGGAGCUCUGGUUUUUUCUCCAGAGUGAAUUGAAGAAAUUGAAAAAUUUAGAAGGAAGUGACCUCCAAAGACAUGUGGAUGAAUUUCUAUUUGAUUUGGGUCAUCAGGAAAGGUCAAUAAUGACAGAUCUGUACUACCUCAGUCAAGCAGAUGGAGCUGGUGAUUGGCGAGAAAAAGAAGCCAAAGGCCUGACAGAAUUGGUCCAGAGGAGAAUAACCUAUCUUCAGAACCCCAAGGAUUGCAGAAAAGCCAAGAAACUGGUGUGUAAUAUCAACAAAGGCUGUGGCUAUGGCUGUCAACUCCACCAUGUUGUCUACUGCUUCAUGAUUGCAUAUGGCACUCAAAGAACUCUCAUUUUGGAAUCCCAUAACUGGCGUUAUGCUACUGGUGGAUGGGAGACUGUAUUUAGACCUGUAAGUGAGACAUGCACAGAUAGAGCAGGCAGCACUACUGGACACUGGUCAGGUGAGAUAAAUGACAAAAACAUUCAAGUGGUAGAGCUUCCCAUUGUUGACAGCCUUCAUCCACGGCCACCUUAUUUACCACUGGCUGUUCCAGAAGACCUUGCAGAUCGACUAGUGAGGAUCCAUGGAGAUCCUGCCGUAUGGUGGGUUUCCCAGUUUGUCAAAUACUUAAUCCGUCCACAGCCUUGGUUAGAAAAGGAAAUUGAAGAGGCCACCAAAAAGCUUGGUUUCAAGCAUCCAGUUAUCGGAGUUCAUGUUCGGCGUACAGACAAAGUGGGGACAGAAGCUGCAUUCCAUCCCAUUGAGGAAUACAUGGUACAUGUUGAAGAGCAUUUCCAGCUUCUUGAACGCAGAAUACAUGUGGACAAAAAAAGAGUUUAUCUGGCCACAGAUGAUCCUUCCUUAUUGAAGGAGGCAAAGUCCAAGUACCCAAAUUAUGAAUUUAUCAGUGAUAACUCCAUAUCCUGGUCAGCUGGACUACAUAAUCGAUACACAGAAAAUUCCCUACGAGGUGUAAUUUUGGACAUACACUUUCUGUCACAGGCAGAUUUCCUAGUCUGUACAUUUUCAUCCCAGGUCUGUCGGGUUGCUUAUGAAAUCAUGCAGACGCUACAUCCAGAUGCCUCUGCCUACUUCCAUUCUUUGGAUGACAUUUACUAUUUUGGGGGCCAGAAUGCCCACAACCAGAUUGCUGUUUAUCCUCACCGACCACGAACUGCUGACGAAAUCCCUAUGGACCCUGGAGACGUCAUUGGUGUGGCUGGAAACCACUGGGAUGGCUAUUCUAAAGGCGUCAAUAGGAAACUAGGGAGAACAGGCUUGUACCCUUCCUAUAAAGUGAAAGAGAAAAUAGAGACAGUCAAGUACCCCACAUACCCAGAAGCUGAGAAAUAAAUUUGCAGGCAAGGGAAUGAAACAAACUCACUCAUUUCGAACUGGUUUGAGCCAAACAGCAUACUAACUAAACUUUGAAUUUACGUUUUUAACCCAGAAUUAAAUGAACGAAAGCCUUCAGAACUGAGACUGAAUGGACAGCUUAAAACAGAUGGAUGAACCAUCGCUGGAAUUCCUCCUUAACGAACACAUUUUGUUACAAUGCACUUGCCCCUGUGCGCAGACCAAUAGCCUACUCACAUGCAAACAGUUGUUUUCUCCCCUGCCCCUUCUUUCAAGGCUUCAUCCCCGUCAUUCAUCACGAAGUGAGCAUUUGGCCUACACUGUCUCUGUCAUUAAUUGACUAUAAUUCUGACUUUUUAACACUGCCACGUUGUGUAAUUUGAGUGACAUGAACAUAUUUUAUAUGUGUGAGAUUUCAAACAUGGUGCCUAUAUUUGAGAGAUCUGUGUGACCUGUUCAGAAGAACCAAACUCCUCUCCCUGUGUUGGUGGGGAAGAGUUGGCUCUUAAACUAGUGGUGGUGCCAUGACCACCAAACCUGCUCCGACCAACAGAUUCAGAAUGAGAAUUAGAUGUUCUUUUCUUUACAAGUUUUUUUUUAAGUAAUUGCAUUGAUUCAUCACCUCAUCAUUAAUAAGUGAAGGAUACAUCUGAAAAUAAACUAUUCACCCUCCAUUAGGAACUUUUGUAAAACAAUGCCAUGAACAAAUUCUUUAGUACUUAAUGUUUCUGGACAUUGUCUUUGAUAACAAAAAAUAAAUUAAAAAAUAGAA